AGAUUUCAUUUCAAAUAUCUUUAAAUUCCUCCUUUUCAAUCCGCUCCCUUUUCUUCUUCUUUCUUUUUCUCUAAACCCACUGCAUGAACUUAAACUAACCUUUUCAGUAAAAAUGAAGAAAAUGAGCAUGGUUUCCUUUCGGUUGUUUCCGAUAACGGUUUGAUGGUCGGAAAACGAUCGAAGUCGUCGUCUUCGGAUGUUAAAUCGCCCCUUUCACCGGCGAAGAACACAAUGGGUUCCGACAAUAAAGACGAAGAUGCUCCCGGUAAUUCUUUUGGUCGGAAAGACAAACUUGGUCGCGGGAGUCUCUCUCGUUUUGUCAAUGCCGUCUUCUUUGAAACUUCCCUGAUGAAGAGAAGUAGAAGCAAGAAACUGGAUCAGAAGCUGCACCGGAUUUACAAUGGCGAGAUAUCCAAAUCUAAAUCUGAAUCAAAACCGAACAAGAUUUUUAGUCCGACAAUCAACGAUGUGCCACUGUGCGAGGGCAUCGAUCACUCAACAAGUGACAAUUCUUCUAAGGUAUCAUCUUGUUUAUCAAAAGAUUCCUCUUCAUCAUCGCCGAGUUCGUUGGCAUCUGAUCGUUCAUUUUCAUCAUCGUCGAGUUCGUUGUUGUUAAUGACGGCAUCUGAUCGUUCAUUUUCAUCAUCGCUGUUAAUCUUCAUCUUCACUUUCCUGUAAUUCGAGGCCAGCAUCGUCCAAAACCGCGGCAAACAAUAAAAUGCUUGAAAAGGACCAUGGUUCCAAGAUUGUUUCUUGUUGUUUGCUCCUUGUGAGCCAAUUGGUUUUGGUCAUUUGGGGUAAAGUUCUGCAACUCGGCCGUGCUUGUCUUUGCGAACCGGUGGACUAAACGAGGUCCAUCGGAUAAUGCUGCGGUUGAUCCUUGUGUAUCCGACAUUGAUUCGAAACAUUACAGGAAGA
Hibiscus syriacus is the source of this 918-nucleotide messenger RNA. Its product is annotated as putative protein TPRXL. The record is from RefSeq and is a predicted model, not a curated record. Bases 163 to 678 code for a protein of 171 amino acids. The transcript has 2 exons. NCBI's taxonomy places the organism in Eukaryota, Viridiplantae, Streptophyta, Magnoliopsida, Malvales, Malvaceae.